AUGAUGUUGGCCAAAGGGCCUGUCUGCCCUGAGCUUGGAGAGUUUGAAGAGAUGGAGCAAAGAUCAAGGUGCCACAAGAGACCACGUGCUAUGGCUGAAUGGUGCAUGCUAUCUGAUCCAAAUAGGAAACUUGUCCCAACCAAACAGCCAGAGUUCCCUGAAUUAGAUACCAGUCCCUUUGCAAAAAGCAAGCCAGAGUUAAUAUCUCAAGGACAGAGGAAGAAAUUCCUUUUUCAAAAUUCUGAAACAGCUGGGAAUUUCAUUAGACACUCUUUACCAGCUAUGUUUCUCUCUCCUCCCUAA
Messenger RNA from Rangifer tarandus platyrhynchus (Svalbard reindeer), 303 nucleotides. The record is from the annotation of a GenBank genome assembly. Lineage: Eukaryota; Metazoa; Chordata; Mammalia; Artiodactyla; Cervidae.